This is a messenger RNA of Acaulospora morrowiae, 175 nucleotides long. The record is from the annotation of a GenBank genome assembly. NCBI's taxonomy places the organism in Eukaryota, Fungi, Glomeromycota, Glomeromycetes, Diversisporales, Acaulosporaceae.
AUGCAUAGUUGCAAAUAUGUCGGUAUUAAAUCUGCGGUCAACAUGACGAUGAAGCUGAUCAUUGUUCGGAAACGAUCAACGGGUGUAGCAUUGUUCCUCAAAUCUUCUAUUCCGGGAAAGAUCGGCCAGGGUCUCGCCAAAGGCGAAAGUUCUAUGGACAUCUUUUUGAUCACUU